AACCAUUUCCCAGCCAGGAUAACCAUCUCCUCGACAGGCUCCCCGUUUUUCUCCGCAGGGAAGCUCCACGUUGCCACCAGGAACGUUUGCCCUUGAGAAGUGGCAGCAUCUCUGAAAUCAGCGGGUGCGUCGCCGUGGGGCUCCGCAGGAGGACCUAGACCCUGGGGAGGGGUUCUCCUGCUCAGCACAACCAAAGCACGUUUCUUUCCCCUCUGGGGCUGAGGGUCUCAUCUCUGCCCGACUUCAAGGCGAGGAGACGCGGCGGCGGGGGCACGGCAUGGCUCACAGCCAGCUGCCCAACGACUCCUGGCAGAACGGCUCGGGCCCUCUCUUCACCGGCCUGGACCUCCUCCUGGAGCUGAAGCCCCUCUUCAUCCCGCUCUACGCCACGCUGGUGGCGGUGGCGUGCACGGGGAACCUCUUCCUCAUCCUCCUCAUCGCUCUGACCAAGAAGCUGCACUGCACCACCAACUUCCUCAUCGGGAACCUGGCGGCGGCCGACUUGAUCAUGUGCCUGGCCUGCGUCCCCCUCACCGUCUCCUACGCCUUCGAGGUGCGGGGCUGGCUCUUCGGGAUGUUCAUGUGCUACUUCGUCACCUUGAUGCAGGCCGCCACCGUCUUCGUCUCGGUGCUGUCCCUCACCGCCAUCGCCAUCGACCGCUACGUGGUGGUGGCCUACCCCAUUCGCAGGAGGAUCAGCCGCAGGUCCUGCAUCUGCCUGGUGGCCUGCAUUUGGUUGCUCUCCAUCAUGGCCUCUGUUCCCACGUCGCUGCACACCCACUACUUGGAUCUCAACACCAUCGGCCACGACAUGAUCAUCUGUGAAGAGUUUUGGAAGCACGAAGAGAGGGCGCGGCUGCUCUACUCCUGCUUGAUGCUCCUCUUGUCCUACAUGCUCCCGCUUCUGGCGGUAUCGGUCUCCUUCUGUGCCAUCACCUACCACCUGCGGAGGAGGAACGUCCCGGGCGCUGCCUAUCCCUGCCAGGACAAGUGGACCAAAACGAAGCAGAAGACCUUCCGGGUGCUGACCGUCUCGGUGGUGUGCUUUGCUAUCUGCUGGCUGCCCCUCCAGGUGGUCAACUUCAUCAGAGACAUCGACGAGGAGUUCACUAUCCUGGACAAGAGGUAUGUCAACGUCAUCCAGGUCUCGUGCCACCUGAUUGCCAUGAGCUCUGCCUGCUACAACCCUUUCAUCUACGCCUCCCUCCAUGACAAGUUCUGGUUCCACCUCAGCAGCUACUUCUACCGCAAGAAGAAGAGCUCCAGCGUUAUGUCCUGCAAGGCUUCUCGCUUCAAUACCUGCUCUACCCUGGCAGAUGCUCCUACCGGGGUCUCAGAUAAGAUAGCUUUGCAAACCAGAUUCUCUUAACUGAAGGACCCCCAGAGAUCAACUUUGCUUUUGGACCUGGUGUGUGUUUUGCUCUAGACUGGACGUAGCUGGUCGCGGUGGUACCUCGCUGUUCCCAGAAGAGGUCUCUUGUCCCUGGCAAGGGCCAUGAACAAACCCAUGGCCUUUGUGUCCUUGGGGAGCAGCUCUUCUGCGCAUCUCGAGGAUGUUUUGUUCUUUGGGGAGAACAAACUGGUGGGACAACAGACACAGCAGCUGGGCAAAGGCAGAGAGAUUGGGCGCAGGACGUACCUGUUAGCUCCUGUCCAGAUGCUGGAGCAGAAGAUGUUUCCCCCUGUCCCAACACAACACAGGUCCCUGAAACAACAUUCACUUGGCUCGUUGAAAGAGAGCAACGGAUGAGUAUUGGGAUUAGUGAUUCGACAAUGAGCAAGCCCCAGUUUUCAGAAAUACCUCCACAUUGGCACAGCCAAAGUCUGCCUCCGUGUCUGAGCUCUGUGUGCCGAGGAGCAAUGCCUGAGCCAUGGCGCUGGGUCCCAGGGGGGUGAGCAGGAAAGCGAGGGCUGCUUGGGACCAGCAACCUCUCCAUUGGGCUUUUACAGCCCAUACCUCACGUCAUGGCUGGGUGUGGAGUCUACACCCUACAUCUCACAUCAUGGCUGGGCAUGGGGCAUAUACCCAUAUACUUUAAUCAUGGCUGGGUGUAGAGUAUGUACCCUGUAUCUCAACCCAUGGCUGCUAUGGGGUACAAAGCCUCUAUCUCAACUCAUGGCUGCUA
Calidris pugnax (ruff) is the source of this 2126-nucleotide messenger RNA. RefSeq names its product prolactin-releasing peptide receptor-like. Lineage: Eukaryota; Metazoa; Chordata; Aves; Charadriiformes; Scolopacidae. The transcript has a single exon. The coding region runs from base 278 to 1369 and encodes 363 amino acids. Gene Ontology annotation, biological process: G protein-coupled receptor signaling pathway. Gene Ontology annotation, cellular component: plasma membrane; neuron projection. Gene Ontology annotation, molecular function: neuropeptide binding; neuropeptide Y receptor activity. The record is from RefSeq and is a predicted model, not a curated record.